Messenger RNA from Triticum aestivum (bread wheat), 1518 nucleotides. Its product is annotated as probable LRR receptor-like serine/threonine-protein kinase At3g47570. The annotation marks the transcript as partial. Gene Ontology annotation, molecular function: ATP binding; protein binding; protein kinase activity. Gene Ontology annotation, biological process: protein phosphorylation. Lineage: Eukaryota; Viridiplantae; Streptophyta; Magnoliopsida; Poales; Poaceae. The record is from RefSeq and is a predicted model, not a curated record. The transcript is spliced from 2 exons.
AUACCAGUAGAGAUGGGUAGCUUGAUAAACCUUGGGUCCUUGAACAUCUCUCACAACAAUCUCACGGGAAGAAUACCGUCCACACUCGGUGCAUGUGUCCGGUUGGAAGCGCUUCGUGUAGAAGGGAACCUCCUACAAGGAAGUAUUCCACAAUCACUAUCAAACCUCAAAGGGAUCCAAGUGUUAGAUUUCUCCCAGAACAAUCUGUCUGGUACUAUCCCGGAGUUCCUUGAGACCUUCACCUCAUUGGAGUAUCUGAAUAUGUCCUUCAACAACUUGGAAGGACUAGUUCCCACGGGUGGAGUGUUUGCUAAUAAAAGUGGUGUUUUUGUCCAAGGAAACCCACACCUUUGUGCAAACAUUGCAGUAGAAGGAUUGCCUGUGUGCUUUGAUUCGGCAUCUGCAAAAAAGCACAAGUUUUUCAUUCCGAUGAUGAUAGCUCUAUCAACUCUGGUUACACUUGCUUUGAUCUUGGGUAUGUUCAAUUUUUUGUUGAAGCGAAAGUAUACAUCAUGUGAGAGAAUUGGCCAUUCAUACAUGGAGCUGAAGAGAAUAACAUAUGGUGACAUCGACAAAGCAACAAAUAGUUUUUCUCCAGCAAAUGUAGUGGGUUCCGGACAAGUCGGGACAGUUUACAAAGGUUCGUUCUACGUGGAAGACGGUACAAUUGCUAUUAAAGUAUUCAAGCUCAAUCAGCAUGGCGCAUUGGAUAGCUUCAUUGCUGAGUGCAAGGCAUUGAAACACAUCCGUCACCGGAACCUUGUGAAGGUGAUAAUUGCAUGCUCAACUUAUGACCUAGUGGGAAAUGAGUUCAGGGCUCUAGUCUUUGAGUAUAUGGCAAAUGGCAGCCUUGAAAACCGACUUCAUAGCCAGGUUGGUGAUCAGAGUCUAGGGGCAGUGAUAGGCAUAUCAGUUGACAUUGCUUGUGCUCUUGAGUACCUCCAUAACCAGUGCAUCCCGCCGGUUGUUCACUGUGACCUGAAGCCAAGCAACAUACUUUUCGACCACGAUAAUACCGCGUGCGUCUCUGACUUUGGUCUAGCGAAGCUAAUUCAUGGAUGUUCAUCUGGAGGGCAGAGCAGCACAACAAGUAUAGUUGGACCAAGGGGAUCUAUUGGGUACAUACCUCCUGAGUAUGGCAUGGGCUGUGAAAUCUCGACCGAGGGAGACGUCUACAGCUAUGGCAUUGUUCUUUUGGAAAUGCUAACACGGAAACGACCUACCAAUGAAGAGUUCAGUGAUGGCAUGACGCUCCGGAAGUAUGUAGAUGCAUCGCUUUCACGAACCCAAGACAUUCUUCACCCCGGUCUUACUUCACAGACGACAGAGCAGCGUGUCGAUCAUAUCCCAAACUUGCAAGAAUACAACACACUUGCGCUGAAGGAUAUAUGUGCUCUCCGACUCCUUAGACUUGGCUUAUUAUGCUCCGCGGAAUCACCGAAGGAUCGCCCAGCGAUGCAUGAUGUCUACGGUGAAGUAACUGAAGUAAAAGAGGCAUUUUUCUCUAUGGACAACUGA